This is a messenger RNA of Liolophura sinensis, 11258 nucleotides long. Its product is annotated as mucin-2-like. Bases 3 to 11117 code for a protein of 3704 amino acids. Gene Ontology annotation, molecular function: chitin binding. Gene Ontology annotation, cellular component: extracellular region. The transcript is spliced from 10 exons. The record is from RefSeq and is a predicted model, not a curated record. NCBI's taxonomy places the organism in Eukaryota, Metazoa, Mollusca, Polyplacophora, Chitonida, Chitonidae.
AAAUGGCAUUUGUCGGUGUUUUACUCGUCCUCGUGUCCGCCGCACUCCAGUCGACAGACGCACAGAUCACAUGCUCGGAACAAUUCGGCAAAGAGGAAGACCCUAAUGAUUGCUACAGUUUCUACCAAUGUACCUUCUGGUACCCGAGCGCUCAACCAGAGAAAUGUCCCAGCGGUUACGGGUUUGAUUCCGACACGCGCCAGUGUGAAGUAGGCGCAUGCGCAACGGGCACCACGGAGGCAGCACUUGAAAUAUGUCAAAGCGGAGACUUUUUUGUCUCCAGAGGUGAUCCAAACGACUGCUUUUCAUACUACUUCUGCUAUUUUGGCAUUCAAGACCAUCUUCAAUGCCCCGCUAAUACAGCCUUCAAUUUACAAAGGAAAAAUUGUGACGUCGCAAGCUACGAAGCUUGUGCUGCACAAUUAACAACACCAGAGCCUACAACACCAGGGCACACAACACCAGAGCCCACAACACCAGAGCCUACAACACCAGAGCCCACAACACCAGAGCCUACAACAACAGAGCCUACAACACCAAAGCCUACAACACCUGAAGCUACAACACUAGAGCCUACAACACCAGAGCCUACAACACCAGAGCCGACAACACCAGAGCCAACAACACCAGAACCUACAACGCCAGAGCCCACAACGCCAGAGCCUACAACACCAGAGCCUACAACACCAGAGCCUACAACAACACAGCCUACGACACCAGAGCCAACAACACCAAAGCCUACAACGCCAGAGCCCACAACACCAGAGCCCACAACACCAAAGCCUACAACGACAGAACCCACAACACCAACACCUACAACACUAGAGCCAACAACACCAAAGCCUACAACACCAAGCCCUACAACACCAGAGCCCACAACGCCAGAGCCAACAGCACCAGAGCCUACAACACCAGAGCCCACAACACCAGAGCCUACAACACCAGAGCCCACAACACCACAGCCCACAACACCAGAGCCUACGACACCAGAGAUCAUAACACCAGAACCCACAACAAUGAGGCCUACAACACCAGAGCCUACAACACCAGAACCCACAACGCCACAGCCUACAACACCAGAACUUUCAACACCAGAGCCUACAACAUCACAGCCCACAACACAAGAACCUACAACACCAGAACCUACAACACCAGAGCCUACAACACCAGAGCCAACAACGCCUUCGCCCACAACACCAGAACCUACAACGCCAGAACCCACAACACCACAGCCUACAUCACUACAGCCUACAACACCAGAGCCCUCAACACCUCAGCCCACAACACCAGAGCCUACAACACCAGAGCCUACAACACCAGAGCUUACAACACCUGAGCCCACAACACCAGAGCCUACAACAACACAGCCUACAACACCAAAGCCAACAACACCAAAGCCUACAACGCCAAAGCCGACAACACCAGAGCCGACAACACCCGAGCCGACAACACCAGAGCCUACAAUGCCAGAGCCUACAACACCAGAGCCUACAACACCAGAGCCCACUACAUCUGAGCCCACAAAACCAGAGCCCACAACACCAGAGCCUACAACGACAAAACCUACAACACCAGAGCCCACUACACCAACACCUGAGGUCACAGAAACCACAGCAGCAGCCCCGCCUCCAGACACAACAGCUUUUCCUACCACCGGAUUUCCCAUAUCAUCUACUGAUCAACCGACAACCCAAGAGGCAAAAACGCUUGAGGCUACAACACUUGAGCCCACAACACCAGAGCCUACAACACCUGAGCCCACAACACCAGAGCCUACAACACCUGAGCCUACAACUCCAGAGCCAACAACACCUGAGCCCACAACACCAGAGCCUACAACAACACAGCCUACAACACCAGAGCCAACAACACCAAAGCCUACAACGCCAGAGCCGACAACACCAGAGCCUACAACAACAGAGCCUACAACACCAGAGCCUACAACACCUGAGCCCACAACACCAGAGCCUACAACACCUGUGCUUUCAACACCAAAGCCUACAACACCAAAGCCUACAACACCAGAGCCCACAACACCAGACUCUACAACACCAAAACCUACAACACAAGAACCUACAACAUCUGAGCCUACAACACCCGAGCCUACAACACCUGAGCCUACAACACCUGAGCCGACAACACCAGAACCUACAACACCUGAGCUUACAACACCACAGCCCACUACACCAGAAGCUACAACACCACAGCCUACAACACCAGAGACAACAACGCCUGAGCUUACAACACCACAGCCCACGACACCAGAAGCUACAACACCAGAGCCUACAACACCAGAACCCACAACACCCGAGCCUAAAACAACAGAGGCUAAAACACCUGAGCCCACAACACCAGAGCCAACAACAUCAGUGCCUACAACAACACAACCCACAACAUCAGUGCCUACAACACCACAGCCCACAACACCACAGCCUACAACACCUGACACCACAGAAACCACAGCAGCAGCCCCGCCUCCAGACACAACAGCUUUUCCUACCACCGGAUUUCCCAUAUCAUCUACUGAUCAACCGACAACACAAGAGCCAACAACGCUUGAGCCUACAACACCUGAGCCCACAACAUCUAAGCCUACCACACCUGAGCCCAAAACGUCAGAGCCUACAACACCAGAGCCUACAACACCAAGGCCCACAACACAAGAGCCCACAUCGCCAGAACCUACAACACCAGAGCACACAACAUCAGUGCCUACAACAUUAGUGUCUACAACAACACAACCCACAACACCACAACCUACAACACCUGACGUCACAACACCAGAGCCUACAACACCAGAACCGACAACACCACAGCCUACAACUCCUUCGGUCACAGAAACCACAGCAGCAGCCCCUCCUCCGGAUAUAACAGCUUCUUCUACCACUGAAAUACCCAUAUCAUCUACUGAUGAACCGACAACACCAGAGGUUACAACUCCUGAGCCCACAACACCAGAGGCUACAACACCAGAACCUACAACAGCUGAACUUACAACACCAGAGCCAACAACGCCUUCGUCCACAACACCAGAACCUACAACACCAGAACAUACAACAGCAGAUCUCUCAACACCAGUGCCCACGACACCAGAGCCUACAACACAAGAAACUACAACACCUGAGCCUACAACACCAGAGCCUACACCUGAGCCCACAACACCAGAACCUACAACAACACAGCCUACAACACCAGAGCCAACAACACCAAAGCCUACAACGCCAGAGCCUACAACACCAGAGCCCACAACACCACAGCCCACAACACCAGAGCCUACGACACCAGAGAUCAUAACACCAGAACCCACAAUAAUGAGGCCUACAACACCAGAGCCUACAACACCAGAACCCACAACGCCACAGCCUACAACACCAGAACUUUCAACACCAGAGCCUACAACAUCACAGCCCACAACACAAGAACCUACAACACCAGAACCUACAACACCCGAGCCUACAACACCAGAGCCAACAACGCCUUCGCCCACAACACCAGAACCUACAACGCCAGAACCCACAACACCACAGCCUACAUCACUACAGCCUACAACACCAGAGCCCUCAACACCUCAGCCCACAACACCAGAACCUACAACACCAGAGCCUACAACACCAGAGCUUACAACACCUGAGCCCACAACACCAGAGCCUACAACAACACAGCCUACAACACCAAAGCCAACAACACCAAAGCCUACAACGCCAAAGCCGACAACACCAGAGCCGACAACACCCGAGCCGACAACACCAGAGCCUACAAUGCCAGAGCCUACAACACCAGAGCCUACAACACCAGAGCCCACUACAUCUGAGCCCACAAAACCAGAGCCCACAACACCAGAGCCUACAACGACAAAACCUACAACACCAGAGCCCACUACACCAACACCUGAGGUCACAGAAACCACAGCAGCAGCCCCGCCUCCAGACACAACAGCUUUUCCUACCACCGGAUUUCCCAUAUCAUCUACUGAUCAACCGACAACCCAAGAGGCAACAACGCUUGAGGCUACAACACUUGAGCCCACAACACCAGAGCCUACAACACCUGAGCCCACAACACCAGAGCCUACAACACCUGAGCCUACAACUCCAGAGCCAACAACACCAGAGCCCACAACACCAGAGCCUACAACAACACAGCCUACAACACCAGAGCCAACAACACCAAAGCCUACAACGCCAGAGCCGACAACACCAGAGCCUACAACAACAGAGCCUACAACACCAGAGCCUACAACACCUGAGCCCACAACACCAGAGCCUACAACACCUGUGCUUUCAACACCAAAGCCUACAACACCAAAGCCUACAACACCAGAGCCCACAACACCAGACUCCACAACACCAAAACCUACAACACAAGAACCUACAACAUCUGAGCCUACAACACCUGAGCCUACAACACCUGAGCCUACAACACCUGAGCCGACAACACCAGAACCUACAACACCUGGGCUUACAACACCACAGCCCACUACACCAGAAGCUACAACACCACAGCUUACAACACCAGAGACAACAACGCCUGAGCUUACAACACCACAGCCCACGACACCAGAAGCUACAACACCAGAGCCUACAACACCAGAACCCACAACACCCGAGCCUAAAACAACAGAGGCUAAAACACCUGAGCCCACAACACCAGAGCCAACAACAUCAGUGCCUACAACAACACAACCCACAACAUCAGUGCCUACAACACCACAGCCCACAACACCACAGCCUACAACACCUGACACCACAGAAACCACAGCAGCAGCCCCGCCUCCAGACACAACAGCUUUUCCUACCACCGGAUUUCCCAUAUCAUCUACUGAUCAACCGACAACACAAGAGCCAACAACGCUUGAGCCUACAACACCUGAGCCCACAACAUCUAAGCCUACCACACCUGAGCCCAAAACGUCAGAGCCUACAACACCAAGGCCCACAACACAAGAGCCCACAUCGCCAGAACCUACAACACCAGAGCACACAACAUCAGUGCCUACAACAUUAGUGUCUACAACAACACAACCCACAACACCACAACCUACAACACCUGACGUCACAACACCAGAGCCUACAACACCAGAACCGACAACACCACAGCCUACAACUCCUUCGGUCACAGAAACCACAGCAGCAGCCCCUCCUCCGGAUAUAACAGCUUCUUCUACCACUGAAAUACCCAUAUCAUCUACUGAUGAACCGACAACACCAGAGGUUACAACUCCUGAGCCCACAACACCAGAGGCUACAACACCAGAACCUACAACAGCUGAACUUACAACACCUGAGCCAACAACGCCUUCGCCCACAACACCAGAACAUACAACAGCAGAUCUCUCAACACCAGUGCCCACGACACCAGAGCCUACAACACAAGAAACUACAACACCUGAGCCUACAACACCAGAGCCUACAUCAGAGCCCACAACACCAGAACCUACAACACCAGACCCUACAACACCAGAGGCUACAACACCAGAGCCUACAACACCAAAGCCUUCAACAUCAGACGCUACAACAACCCAGGCUACAACACCAGAACCAACCACACUAGAAGCUACAACACAAGAGCCUACAGCAGAGCCCACAACACCAGAACCUACAACACCAGAGCCCACAACACCAGAGCCCACAACACCGGAGCCUACAACAACAGAGCCUACAACACCAAAGCCUACAACACCUGAAGCUACAACACUAGAGCCUACAACACCAGAGCCUACAACACCAAAGCCGACAACACCAGAGCCAACAACACCAGAACCUACAACGCCAGAGCCAACAACACCAGAGCCUACAACACCUGAAGCUACAACACUAGAGCCUACAACACCUGAGCCCACAACACCUGACCCUACAGCAGCGGAACCUACAACACCUGAACAUACAACACCAGAACCUACAAAACCAGAGGCUACCCCGGAGCCGACAACACUAGAACCUACAACACCUGAGCCGCCAACACCUGAGCGGCCAACACUUGAGCCUACAACUCCAGAGCCUACAACAUCAGAGCCAACAACACCUGAGCCUACAGCAGCAGAACCUACAACACCAGAACCUACAAUAGCAGAGCUUACAACACCUAAGCCUACAACACCUGAGCUCACAACACCAAAACCUACAACACCUGAACCUACAUCACCAGAAACUACAACACCUGAGCCUACAACAUCACAGCUUACAACAUCACAGCCAACAACACCUGAGCCUACAACACCAGAACCUACAACACCUCAGCGUACAGCAUCAAAGCCUACCCUGGAGCCUACAACACCAGAACCUACAAAACCAGAGUCCACAACAGCGCAACCUACAACACCAGAGCCUACAACUGCAGAGCUUACAACACCUAAGCCUACAACACCUGAGCCCAAAACACCAGAACCUACAACACCUGAACCUACAACACCAGAACCUACAACACCAGAGGCUACCCCGGAGCCUACAACAUUAGAGUCUACAACACCUGAGCCGCCACCUGAGCCUACAACUCCAGAGCCUACAACACCUGAGCCUACAACACCAGAGCCUACAACAACUGAGCCUACAACACCAGAGCCUACAACACUAGAGCCCACAACACCAGAGCCUACAACACAAGAGCCUACAGCAGAGCCCACAACCCCAGAGCCUACAACACUAGAGCCCACAACACCAGAGCCUACAACACAAGAGCCUACAGCAGAGCCCACAACCCCAGAACCUUCAACACCAGAGCGCACAACACUGGAGGCUACAACACCAGAACCUACAACACAAGAACCCAAAACGUCAGAAUCUACAACACCAGAGCCUACAACACCUGUACACACAACACCGGAGCCUACAACACCAGAGCCUACAACACCAGAGCCUACAACACUAGAACCCACAACACCAGAAUCUACAACACAAGAGCAUACAGCAGAGCCCACAACACCAGAGCCUACAACACCAGAGCCCACAACACUGAAGGCUACAACACCAGAACCUACAACACCAGGACCCACAACGUCAGAAUCUACAAUACCAGAGCCUACAACACCUGAACACACAACACCAGAGCCCACAACACCAGUACCUACAACAACUGAGCCUACAGCAUCAAAGCCUACCUCGGAGUCUACAACACCAGAACUUACAACACCAGAGCCCACAACAGCGCAACCUACAACACUAGAGCCUACAGCAGCGGAACCUACAACACCAGAACCUACAACAGCAGAGCUUACAACACCUAAGCCUACAACACCUGAGCUUACAACACCAGAACCUACAACACCUAAACCUACAGCACCAGAACCUACAACACCAGAGGCUACCCCGGAGCCUACAACACCUGAGCCUACAGCAGCAGAACCUACAACAUUAGAACCUACAACAUCAGAGCCUACAACUCCUAAGCCUACAACACCAGAGCCUACAACACCAGAACCUACAACACCAGAGCCUACAACACCUGAACUUACAACACCAGAGCCUACAACACUAGAGUCCACAACACCAGAGCCUACAACACAAGAGCCUUUAGCAGAGCCCACAACACCAGAACCUACAACACCACAGCCCACAACACUGGAGGCUACAACACCAGAACCUACAACACCAGAACCCACAACGUCAGAAUCAACAACACCAGAGCCCACAACACCUGAACACACAACACCGGAGCCUACAACACCAGAUCCUACAACACCUGAGCCUACAACAUCAGAACCAACAACACUAGAGCCCACAACACUAGAGCCCACAACACCAGAGCCCACAACACCAGAACCUACAUCACCUGAGCCUACAGCAUCAAAGCCUACCCCGGAGCCUACAACACCAGAACCUACAACACCAGAGCCCACAACAGCGCAACCUACAACACUAGAGCCUACAGCAGCGGAACCUACAACACCAGAACCUACAACAGCAGAGCUUACAACACCUAAGCCUAUAACACCUGAGCCCACAACACCAGAACCUACAACACCUGAACCUACAACACCAGAACCUACAACACCAGAGCCUACAACAUCAGAGCCUACAACAUCACAGCCUACAACACCUGAGCCUACAACACCAGAGCCUACAACACCUGAGCCCACAACACCUGAGCCUAAAGCAGCGGAACCUACAACACCUGAACCUACAACACCAGAACCUACACCACCAGAGGCUACCCCGGAGCCUACAACACUAGAACCUACAACACGUGAGCCGCCAACACCUGAGCCGACAACACCUGAGCCUACAACUCCAGAGCCUACAACACCCGAGCCUACAACAUCAGAGCCUACAACACCUGAGCCUACAACACCAGAGUCUACAAUAACUGAGCCUACAACACCAGAGCCUACAUCACCAGAGCUUACAACACCAGAAUCUACGACACCAGGUCUUACAACACCAGAGGCUACAACACUAGAGCCCACAACACCUGAGCCUACAACUCCACAGCCUACAACACCAAAACCUACAACUUCAGAACCUACAACACCAGAACCCACAACACCAGAACCUACAACACAAGAACCUACAACGCCAGAGCCUACAACACCGGAGCUUAAAACACCAGAGGCAACAACACCCGAGCGUACAACACCAGAACCCACAGCCCCAGAGUCUACAACAACAAAGCCUACAACACCAGAGCCAACAACACCAAAGCCUACAACGCUAGAGUCGAUAACACCAGAGACAACAACACCUGAGCCGACAACAGCAGAACAUACAACACCUAAGCCUACAACACCUGAGUUUACAACCUUAGAACCCACAACACCAGAGCCUACAAUACCAGAACCUACAACUCCAGGGCCCACAACACCUGAACCCACAACACCAGAGCCUACAACACCAGUAGCUACAACACCAGAACCUACAACAUCAGAGCCUACAACACCAGAAGCUACAACACUAGAGCCUACCACACCUGAGCCUACAACACCUGGACCCACAACACCAGAACCAACAACACCAGAACCAACAACACCCGAACCAAUCUCAGCUGUGGAAUGCCCAGCAUUCGGAUUUGAGUAUAAGGCCGAUCCAAAUGAUUGCCAGGUGUACCAUAUCUGCUCCACCGGCUCUGCUACGAAGUUGUCGUGCCCAGAGUACACAGUGUUCAAUGACGUGACGAGUAGGUGUGAUUCGCCCGAAAAUGUGAUGUCAUGCGAAUUUCCGUGUAACGAGAAUAGUCGUUAUCCGGAUGUAUUCGACUGCCGGAUGUAUUACAUCUGUUUCUUGGGUCAGGCCAUUCACGCUACCUGUCCGGCCGAUUGGAAAUUCAGCAAUGAAUUUAAUGACUGUGCCCCACCACAGUUUGUUCCGGAGUGUCAAGAGCCUACAACACCAGAGCCCACAACACCAGAGCCUACAACACCUGAGCCCACAACACCAGAGCCCACGACACUAGAGCCUACUACACCACAGCCCACAACACCAGAGCCCACCACACCUGAGCCCACCACACCAGAGCCUACAACACCAGAGCCCACAACACCAGAGCCCCCAACACCAGAACCCACAACACUGGAGCCCACAACACCAGAGCCUACAACACCAGAGCCUACAACGCCUCAACCUACAACACCUGAGCCUACAACACUGGAGUCCACAACACCAGAACCCACAACACUGGAGCCCACAACACCAGAGCCUACGACACCAGAGCCUACAACGCCUCAACCUACAACACCUGAGCCUACAACACGGGAGCCCACAACACCUGAGUCCACCACACCUGAGCCUACAAUACCAGAACCUACAACACUCGAACCUACAACACCAGAGCCUACAACACCUGAGCCUACAACUCCAGAGCCGACAACACCAGAGCCAACAGCACCAGAGCCUACAACACCAGAACCUACAACACCAGAGCCUACAACACCAGAGCCGACAACACCAGAGCCUACAACACCUGAGCCUACAACACCUGAGCCGACAUCACCUGAACCUACAACUCCAGAACCUACAACACCAGAGCCUACAACACCAGAGCCUACAACACCAGAGCCUACAACACCAGAGCCUACAUCACCAGAACCUACAACACCAGAGCCUACAACACCUGAGCCUACAACACCUGAGCCUACAACACCAGAACCUACAACACCUGAGCCUACAACACCGGAGCCUACAACACCUGAGCCUACAACACCAGAACCUACAACACCAGAACCUACAACACCAGAGCCGACAACAUCUGAGCCUACAACACCCGAGCCUACAACACCAGAACCUACAACACCUGAGCCUACAACACCAGAACCUACAACACCAGAGCCUACAACACCAGAGCCUACAACACCUGAGCCUACAACACCAGAACCUACAACACCAGAGCCCACAACACCAGAACUUACAACUCCAGAGCCUACAACAUCAGAGCUUACAACACCAGAGCUUACAACGCCAGAGCCUACAACACCUGAGCCUACAACUCCAGAGCCUACAACACCUGAGCCGACAACCCCAGAGCCUACAACACCUGAGCCGACAACACCAGAGCCAACAGCACCGGAGCCUACAACACCAGAGCCUACAACUCCAGACCUUGGCGUUCCAUGUACGUUCGGAGCGACACGUGGUCACGAGAGCGCCUGUAACAUGUACUACGUGUGUGUCCAAGACAACUGGCGCGCAAUGACGUGUCAGGCCGGACUGGUUUGGGACGACAGUCGGAACGAGCCGGGAUGUUAUGAACCCACGGGACCCAGCUGUCUACAACAACCUACGACAACAGAAGCUCCGACAACACCCGAGGCCACCGUUCCAUGUACGUUCGGAGCGACACGCGGUCACGAGAGCGUCUGUAACAAGUACUACGUGUGUUUCCGAGACGACUGGCUCGAAAUGUCCUGUCAGGCCGGACUGGUUUGGGACGACAGUCGGAACGAGCCGGGAUGUUAUGAACCCACGGGACCCAGCUGUCUACAACAACCUACGACAACAGAAGCUCCGACAACACCCGAGGCCGCCGUUCCAUGUACGUUCGGAGCGACACGUGGUCACGAGAGCGUCUGUAACAAGUACUACGUGUGUUUCCGAGACGACUGGAUCGAAAUGUUCUGUCAGGCCGGACUGGUUUGGGACGACAGUCGGAACGAGCCGGGAUGUUAUGAACCCACGGGACCCAGCUGUCUUUAACAACUCACCGCCACCCCGCAACUACAGGUCAUUGAAUUGAGAUGUGACGAUAAAUGGGAUCCGUUAAGAGACGACUUGACACAGAUUUAUUUCAUGUGUAGAAUUUCUCCAACAAGUACACUAUAAAAUAGUCAAAAUCAA